Molecule: messenger RNA, 912 nt
Organism: Symbiodinium sp. CCMP2456
Lineage: Eukaryota; Dinophyceae; Suessiales; Symbiodiniaceae
Source: the annotation of a GenBank genome assembly
AUGUCCCCAGCUCCGGAGUCGCUCGUGAUAGACAAAAAUCAGUUGGCUGCAGCGACGGAGGAGCUCCGACUCAUGGAGACCCUUGCGCCCAAGGGCUUGAUAGGCCUCCCGGCCAGCGUGCAGAUGGAAGUGGACACCCAGCCGGAGGGCCUUCAGGACUCCACACAGGAGCAGCAGGGACAGCCGGAGAGGCCGACCAAAUGGCAGAAGCCGAGCGCCAAGGGCCAGGGAGGCGGCGGAAAAGGCCGCAACCAGCAGGGCACAUCUCGCUACGGCAGUUCCUGGAAAGGCCAAGGCCGGGGACAGUCGCAGACACGCAAGGAGGGAGGGCAGGCAGAGAAGCCCCAGCCGAAUAUGGCGAAGGAGCUACAGGUGCUGCGGACCAGAAUGGACAUGAUCACGGCGCUCCUCUUGAGGCGCGACAAUCAACUUAUGAUUGCCAGGUUGGAUUCGGCCUUCAUCUUUUUCCUUCGAACGGACAUGCAGGGCAGCUUGGCGGUGAGCCUUUACCACACCGGCUUGACGUGGAAGACGGCCAAGGAAAAGGAGCCUCAAAAGCUGGAGUCACCCAUGAGGGUAGUGCUGAUGCAAGCGAUGCUUGCAUCAGUGAUGGCCCGCUUCGAGCAGCUGAUGUCGACGGACGCCAAAACUCAUAUCAUCGACCCGGCGGGCAAGACGUUGACGCCAGAGGAGGUGCUCAAGAGCUUGGCCGACUUAGUGAUCCUUGCCAAGGCCCCCCUGGUGAUCAAUCGAUUUCAUGCUACCCGCCCCAUGGCUCAGGACUACAACUCCCAGGCCCUGUGUCGGUCGGCGGUUUGGAUCGCCUCGGGGGUCUACAUGCGCCAGGACAAGCUUCAGCCUGCAGCCUUGGCCCAGCGCAUCGCGAAGAUGAUGAGCGAGUUCGACUCCUGA